GAAGAGUCGGGCGAUAGAGGGUGGAAAAAAAGGCAGAGGAACAACUCCUGUUUACAACAACAAUAAUGGACCCUAAACGCUCAAACGUCUUGUGCAAGCGUGCUUUAUUGACUGGAUUUACGCUAUGCGUCUUAUUGGUCACAAAACCCGCGUCUGCAAUCGACAUACAUGCCGACCAGGAGGUGAUAGUACAGAACGGCACCACGGGCGUCCUCCGGUGCACGUUCAAGUCCAGCGAAGUGGUCAGCAGCGCCACCUCAGUUACCUGGAGCUUCCAGUCGAGUCAGCCCGAUAAUCAAUUCUCCAAAUCGCCGUACGUGAUAUACUACUUCUCCAACGGGAAAGGGUUUCCGGGCUCAGACGAGUUCAAAGACAGAGUGCAGUUUAUUGGAAACAUCAACCAGAGGGACGUCUCCAUACAGCUGAGUCCGACUCAGUUCAGCGACAACGGAACCUUCUUCUGCGACGUGAAGAACCCGCCCGACGUGAAGGGAACGCAGGCUCGAACCGAGCUCAGGGUCGUCCUCAAAGAGUCUCUUCCUCAGACCAGCACGGCCAUUAUCGUCGGGGUAGUUUGCUGUGCUUUAGUUCUGCUCGUCCUCAUCGCUGUAGCUGCCUGCGUCGUCAUGAGGGUGCUCCACAACCGCCAUGAAUACGAAGGAUGUACGUCUUUGGAGAGCGUGAGCUCUCAGCCUCCGCGGCCACGAAAGAAGGUGGAGUCCAGCCUGGAGAACUCCAGGUGUACCAGUCCCUCGGGUCCGCUACAGGGCCCGGUGAUAUACGCCCAGCUGGAUCAUUCAGGCAGCAAAAACUCAUUCCAUAAGAUGGAGCCAGUGGUCUACGCUGACAUUCGUAAAAACUGAAGAGGAACCGGGGACCAAAAAAGAAAAAAAAUAUAUAUUCAAAACACAGUAAAGUAUGAGACCUCUGUAUUAGCUCCUCUAGGGAAGGGUGGGAAUAUUUCAACAGGGACACAAUUGGUGCAGUUUAUCUCUCUUUUUUUCAUACUUUGUCCUCUUAAAGCAUGAUGCUGUUAUAUGACCAAGUAACGUUUCCAUGUGCUUUGUUGUGAAGAUAAAAAAAAAAAAAUAAGCAAAGAAAACACGAGUUGACACUACAUCUCUGCUGCAUAAGCAUUAAAAUUGUUCUCAAACACAGGGAUCCAAGUAAAAAUCACAAUGCCUUCAUACAGUAGAUAUCAUUCCAAGGGUACAAAUAGUUUAUUUUAAACAAAAAAAAGGUUCAGCAGGCUGUUGCACCAACAUACUCUGUUAAACACUACAACCUACCAUCACAUUAAGCUUCUUUAGUCUUAAACCAACAUAUUGUUUCUCCAGUUUAGAAAAGCGUUGACCCUGACUAAGCUGACCAUCGCUGCUAGUCCAAACACCAUGGCCACUUUAGUCCGGACCAAACCCAAACGCCACAUCACUACUCCAGUCUAGCAUUAGUAUCGACCACCAUCACUGCUGCAGUUUAAACUAAUCUAAACUCGACAUCUCUUCUCCAGUUUAAACUAAUCUAAACUCGUCAUCUCCACUCCAGUUUAAACUAACCUGAACUCAUGACCUCUAGUGUAGUAUAAACUAAUCUCUAAACUCAUUUUGUAGAUAGUAGAAACCUAGAUAGCUCUAUGAGUCCAGUUUCCUUUCUUCAAAUGCCUUUUGGAUUACCAUGGCCUGGAUGACUGAGAAUCUUCACAGACAAUCUAAACUCAUCAACACCACUCCAGUUUAAAUUAAGCUAAACUCAUCAUCUCUACUUUAGUCUUAAACUAAUCCAAACUCACCAUCACUAUUUCAGUCUUUACCAAACCCAAACUCCCCAUCGUUACAUGACUACCCCAUCGUCUAGCAUUACUAUAAACCACCAUCACUAUUUUAGUCUUGACCAACACUUUUCAAAACACUGGCUACAUUUACAUGGACACAACCCAGCUCUGUUAUCAGAGAUUUAUACUCAGCUGUUUGAAUGGAGGCCAAAUAAAAUCAACAUCAAUUGGAGCAGAGGGUUGUUGACAAAGUGGUUCUUUCUUUACUUUCAAAUUAGCUGGACUUAGGAUUUAUGUCCAGAAAACUCAAUUAAUUAAGCAAACGUUGUCGACCACAAUAAAUCUUUGUUUUUGUCUGGUUGUUUGCUACCUCCCUCCACCAACAUGGCAAACAUUGGCCAUUCCUUGUAAUCUUCUGAUUAUAAGUGAAUAAUCCAUGUAAAUGUAGCCACUGUUUCAGAAGCCUUGUCCAAAUCAACGUCCAAGUAUGAAAGAAAGAGCCUGUACUAAGUAGAUAUUUUAAAACCAGAGCUGGAACCAGUUUUAUGCGUUUGUCCAACUCGCAUCACGCCAUCAUUCAUCGAUCGCUUCUGCGGUAGCUUGGUGCUUUUUUAUCGAGGUGAACAGGGCUGUUCGACCAGUGGUCAUAAACUAUACAAACACCAAUAAGCAUCAAGGAAAAUCUGUCAACGUGAAGACCUCAUGUUAAAGACGGUUACAUGCUAAACCUGUGCUGUGGUCUAGUCUAGCUGAUAGUGACUGAUGUUACGUCGUAUGUAAAUGUCGUGAACGUAAAUUCCUACCUUAAGCUCCUCCUAAAGCUUCCGGCAAUUUCCUGAGAACCAUUUAUUUUAAUUUUUUUUCUCCAGGUUUGUAAAAGAAGGUUUACAAAGGCUGCAAAACAAAAAUGUAGACAAAAAAAGACAAAAUACAAAACACAACAUGGACGAAUCACUGAGGAGACGAAAUACUCACCGACGUAUUUAGUGACCUUUGAUUACAGACCAUGAAACUAAAGAAGACAUCAAAAGAACAAGCUGAAACAAGGACAACGAAGCACACACCUUGGAUUUAUGAUCAAACAAACGUUACUAUAGCAUAGUUAUUGACUAGCAAUGGGACGUGAACGCGCGCGACUUACGUAGAGUAACGUAACACAACAGACACGCAGUAAAAUGGCCCGUGAUUGGUGGAAAACCUCCUUCACAGGGUGAUUUUAAUUCAUCUAAUUUCAUUAUUUUAUUUAAUUAAAAUAUGCUAUUAACAGGCUAUUAUCCAAUCUGGACAAAAUUGCGCCAAAUAAAAGACGUACGCACCCUUAAUACCUUCAAUCUUGUUUUUGUUCAUGAACAUUAAAAAAAUUGAAAAGUCGGAACAAUAAAGUAAAUAAGUCUUCUUAUGCCAUACGAUAACACUCUAGGGUUAAAAUUUAGAAUUUACUCUCUUUAUAAAUUGCUCUUGUUUCAGCUUUUUCUGACUGAGAACCUUCGAAAUAAAUUUUACCAGACUCAAACCAAAACUCUAGCUCACAGUUUACCUCUGAUUUCUGACAGGAAUUUAAAAAAAUGAAUCAGAGAUCUGCAGACAAGUGGUGCGACAGUCUGCUGAAACCCACGGUUCACCUCCAUCUCCGGCCAUAGCCAUGUUGUUUUGUAGACUUCGAUUUUAACAUGUUGCCUCCGUUAACUUUGCAUGCAGUUGUAACAAGACCUACAGAAUAAAUCUGGUACUCCGCAGCUAGUAAAAAGCAGAAGAAGCCGUCUGACGUCGUGUUACUGUGAAUGCUUCAGUUUUCUGUAAAAGUUCUGGCAUGUUGCUGUGGUACCUUUUAUAACGAAAAAGAAAAGCAUCGUCUCCGUUUCGAUUUUCACCUCAGUGGAACAUGUUUUUAUGUUUGUUUUAUUUUUAUUUUUUCUGAACCUUUUUCUUGUUUCCGUUCUGUGUCUCAACACUCCAGGAAGCCUCUUUUAAAAGCCUGACUUAAAAGAGCGUAAUUAACCCGAACGCGCCGUUAUUUCCCGUUACCUUUUUGCUCAUUUUGAAUUAUGCAUGUUGAAAAUGUGUCAAUGUUCGAUUGAGGUGAAAUGUCUCCUCCGAUUUAAAAAACCGGGAGAACGGUUCUAAUUACACUGUUUGCAUGCAAUUUACUAACAUAACAUCAUUAUUAUGAAACUUAUCUGUCAUUUUGUUUUUUUAUCUAUGUUUUAUGUAAAGCUCUUUUCUUUUCCAAACUUAAGGGGCCAAAUAUUUUUUUUUCUUUCUUCCAGCUUUAAAAUGCAUUCCAAAUUAUGUUGUUUUUUUUUUUGUUUUUUUUGCAUCGAAGCAUUAAAAAGCCAAAUUUUUGUUAUAAUUUUGUAUUUAACAGUUAUCAACGAGAAUGAGGUGUUGCAUCCAGUCUUAAAACGCCUUCAGCUUCAGCUUCAGCUCGCGAUUUUCAAAUGCAGUUUAAAAAAAAAAACAAAGAGAAAAGAAACGUCCGCGCUGACCAGUGUUUGUACAUAUUUCUUGCUCAUCACUUAAGAUGUAGUGCUGUUUACUGUAACUCAUUCCACUGUGGUGUGGCCGUCUUUCCAGCAGGAGGAAAGAAGUGGUUGGCUGCAGACGCCGAGGAAGCUGGUGGCAUGCUUUUUUUUGUUCUCUCCUUCUCUCUAGUCUUAAUUAAUUGUCACCGGAUGUGUUUGUGCACAGCGCCAGGUCAAAAUGGCUCGGAUUUAGACGUUCUUCAGUCUUUUAUUUUGAAAUUUAAAGGGGAAUUUAUAUGUAUUUUGAACUAGUCGACCAUAACCAGAGAACUUGUGGACUAAGAGGAGUUGAUAUCUUCUUCUGUGAAGUUUAAAUUAUGAUCUGAUCUGAUCUGAUCUGAUCUGAUCUGAAGGAGCAUUUCCAAGUGAAUGAACACGAACACAUUUAAAGUGAAUUGGAAAAUAGGUUAAAAAAAGAAAUUAGUGUAAAACAACUUGAUUGAAAUAGUUCAUUGCCAAUUACGGGAAAACGAAGGGGAAUGUUUUGGUUCUGGCUGAAGAAAGCUUAAAUUCAUCUUAUUUUGACUGGAAUUUGGUUGGGACGCCACACAAACACGGUCUACUCUUCUGUCUUUUUCUUCCAUCUUUACGUUCUUUUUUUUUUUUUUUUUUUUUUUUUCCAUUUAGCAGCAUGCAUUUCAACGUACUGACCAAAAUGCAAAAGAACAAACCACGCGUGAUACCGACAAACCGUUAACUGCCGGUCGCUUCGCUCCUUAUCGUGACUCGUCGCAGUGUUUUAGUGCCGUUUGUAGAAAUCGUGAUGUAAACUAUAAAUUAUGAAAGAUUUCAGAUUCGAGCGAGGCCACGUGGUGGCGGAGGCGGAGGCGGCGGCGUUUGGUGUCUUGGGCGAAACGUUAGCUCACGAAGAAAUCUUAUAAGUGCGUGCUUAGUGUUUCUCGAUGGUAAAUAGUUGUGUGUUAUUUGAGAAUUGUUUGGUAUGUUAUGUUGUAAAAUCUGCACUAUGUCUUGCAUAUCAAAGACAACAAAUGCCCUGUGAUUAUUAUUUUAUCUUUAAUUUUUUUUUAUUUUUUAUUUUUUUUGGUUCAUCUCUGAAUGACCUUGGCCUCUGUUUAACGUCUUUAAAACUGGAAUGUUGUACAUUUAGUGCCUUUUACAUUUCAUCAGCUAACUUGAACAUCUGCUCAGAAUAGAAAAGAUAAGAUUCAUUUAUUUUCCUUUUAUUGUAUGUAUUUUUUUAUACACAUAAUAUCGUCUCUGUAUCCACUGUUCAAAUUUUAUAUAAAACUAUUCCUGGCCAAUUA
This is a messenger RNA of Mugil cephalus (flathead mullet), 5558 nucleotides long. It is a transcript of the gene mpzl1l, whose product is annotated as myelin protein zero-like 1 like. The transcript is spliced from 6 exons. The record is from RefSeq and is a predicted model, not a curated record. Gene Ontology annotation, cellular component: cell surface; membrane; focal adhesion. The coding region runs from base 66 to 863 and encodes 265 amino acids. NCBI's taxonomy places the organism in Eukaryota, Metazoa, Chordata, Actinopteri, Mugiliformes, Mugilidae.